AUGCACAGGUUGCUAGUGUGGCGAGGGGACUCAAAGACUAAACAUGUGUAUUUUGAUGACAUCAUACACCUCAUCAAGGAAGAAUCAAUAACCAACAACGUGAUAGAUGCUUAUGGUGAAAUUCUACUUGAACUACAAGGGCUAGUCAACCCAAGUUUGGAAGAUUCAUCAUUCAUCUUUACAAGCACAUGUUUGAAAAUCAUUGAACAGUACCCCCCCCACAAGAGGAAUAAACUAAUUGAUGUACACAUCAAGGAGUAUCAAGGCCAGAGAUUCUUAAUCUUCCCAAUACACGACAACUUUUACUGGACAACUGUUGUGUACGACGUGAAAGAGAAUGUAUGGAGGCAUUAUAACUCACUGCGCCCAAGAGAAGGCAUACAUGACCCACAUAUUGACAAAGCACAAAUACUGAGGGACUACAUCACAGCUUUGGUGCACAACAUUGGACCGUCAUCACCAUUAUGGACCAAUUUAUCAAGCCAAAAUACUUCGAAAACAAUCAUAUCAGUGGACAUCUGUCCCCAGCAAGCAUCAAAUUCGGUGGAUUGUGGGCCUGCAGUUUGUUACAUCAUGAGGGCGCAUGUAUAUCGUGAAGACAUGGUUGCCAGCCUAGAUCGCUUUGAAUGGUGUCAAAUAAAAGACUCAUUAGUACACAUUUUUCUGAACCAUAGAAAGACAGUGCAAUGUGAAAACCUAUAG
Messenger RNA from Camellia sinensis, 702 nucleotides. The record is from RefSeq and is a predicted model, not a curated record. NCBI's taxonomy places the organism in Eukaryota, Viridiplantae, Streptophyta, Magnoliopsida, Ericales, Theaceae.